Sapajus apella (tufted capuchin) is the source of this 1056-nucleotide messenger RNA. RefSeq names its product DnaJ heat shock protein family (Hsp40) member B3 (gene DNAJB3). The transcript has a single exon. Gene Ontology annotation, cellular component: cytosol; endoplasmic reticulum membrane. Gene Ontology annotation, biological process: protein refolding; positive regulation of proteasomal ubiquitin-dependent protein catabolic process. Lineage: Eukaryota; Metazoa; Chordata; Mammalia; Primates; Cebidae. Gene Ontology annotation, molecular function: ATPase activator activity; Hsp70 protein binding. Bases 92 to 766 code for a protein of 224 amino acids. The record is from RefSeq and is a predicted model, not a curated record.
CACGUCUCCCAGCACUCAGGCCUGCGCCCAGGGGCUGGGAGCCGGGCCGCUCACUGCGCCAGUGGCCCGCCGGCCGUUCUGGCCGUCCAGCAUGGUGGACUACUAUGAGGUGCUGGGUGUGCCCCGACAGGCCUCGACCGAGGCCAUUAAGAAGGCCUACCGCAAGCUGGCGCUCAAGUGGCACCCCGACAAAAACCCCGAGAACAAGGAGGAAGCGGAGAGGAGAUUCAAGCAGGUGGCCGAGGCCUACGAGGUGUUGUCGAACGCCAAGAAACGCGACAUCUACGACCGCUACGGCGAGGCGGGGGCGGAGAGCGGCUGCGCCAGCGGCGGACCCUUCGAGGACCCCUUCGAGUAUGUCUUCAGCUUCCGCGACCCCGCCGAGGUCUUCAGGGAGUUUUUUGGCGGCCAGGACCUAUUCUCGUUUGACUUCUUUGGAAACCCGCUGGAGAAUAUUUUUGGGGGUCGGAGGAACUCCAGGGGAAGCAGAAGCAGAGGGUCGGCACCCCUUUUCUCCACCUUCAGUGAAUUUCCAGCUUUUGGGGGUGGUUUUAAUUCUUUUGAUACAGGAUUUAGUUCCUUUGGUUCCCUGGGAAGUGGGGGCCUUUCUUCCUUCUCCAUGUCCUACGGUAGUGAUGGGACAGGCACCUUCAAGUCCACGUCGACUUCCACUGAAAUAGUUGAUGGCAAAAAAAUCACCACCAAGAGAAUCAUUGAAAAUGGCCAAGAAAGGGUGGAAGUGGAGGAAGAUGGAGAGUUGAGUUAAAGUCCUUGAUAAUAAAUGGCAAAGAGCAGUUGCUCCGCAUUGACAUCAAAUAAUUCCGGUCCACAUUUGAGUUAAAGCACAUCUGGAGGAAGAGCGGACUUUUUUUUUUUUUUGGGCAGGUGAACUUUACUCUCAGAACAACUGUACCCAAGAAUUUAUAAACACUUGAUACCAACGCCUAUUCUUACUGUUGGGACUACACGGAUAGGAUCUCUGUUUGUCUUUCAAUCGUUGUAAAUAUCUGCAUGCACUUUGCUAUUUAUUAAACGUAAGCCUGAAGCAGACAGUGA